This is a messenger RNA of Linum tenue, 1886 nucleotides long. Lineage: Eukaryota; Viridiplantae; Streptophyta; Magnoliopsida; Malpighiales; Linaceae. The record is from the annotation of a GenBank genome assembly.
CGUUUUCGCCAUGGAACCCUAAAUACAUUUAAUCGGAAGAAUUGCAGAGUGGGAAGAAAAAAGGAUCUGUAAUUCGAAUCCGGACUAACAAGCGUCUCCAGUUGACGAGUCCUUCUCCUCCAUUCUUGGAACCCUAAAACUUGCGGAAGCGGCAAGCCAAACCAUUUAUCCCAUUAGGCAAAAGGAAGGUCUCAAUCCUUUUCCUUGCGACUCUUCUUCUCUGGAUUUCUCCGUUCCCCAACUUCUCCUUCCAUGUGAGCUACAAAACCCAUUUGAAAACCCUUCAUUCAGUUCUGUUUAACUUCUCUUCUUCCUUCUCCUCAUGGCUACCGAAGCCACCGCCACCGCCGAUUUCCAGAGCCCAGAUUUCAGACCAGUUCCCCAGCCCCCUGAUUUCCAUCCCGAGAUUCUCGUGAAAGCCCACGACGGCCUUCACUUCUGGCAGUUCAUGAUCGCCGGCUCCAUCGCCGGCAUGGUGGAGCACAUGGCUAUGUUUCCAGUCGACACAAUCAAGACCCACAUGCAGGCAAUUGGAUCCUGCCCAAUCAAAUCCGUAAGCAUCUCUCACGCUUUCCGUUCCAUUAUCAAGACGGAGGGCACCGCCGGACUCUACCGCGGCAUCGCUGCAAUGGGUCUCGGCGCUGGCCCCGCCCACGCGGUUUAUUUCUCGGUCUAUGAAACGUGUAAGAAGCGGUUUUCUGGGAACAAUCCGAACAAUUCACUAGCUCAUGCUGCUUCCGGAGUAUGUGCUACCGUUGCAAGCGACGCCGUUUUUACUCCUAUGGAUAUGGUGAAGCAGAGACUGCAGCUGGGGAACAACACCGUGUAUAGGGGAGUUUUGGAUUGUGUGAAGAGGGUCUUUAGAGAAGAGGGUAUUGGUGCUUUCUAUGCUUCGUAUAGGACUACAGUUUUGAUGAACGCUCCUUUCACGGCGGUUCAUUUUGCCACCUAUGAGGCCGCGAAGAAAGGUUUGGCUGAGAUUUCGCCAGAUAGCGCUAACGAUGAAAGCUUGAUUGUCCAUGCCACUGCUGGAGCUGUUGCUGGAGCACUAGCAGCUGUCAUCACCACUCCACUUGAUGUGGUUAAGACUCAGUUGCAAUGUCAGGAGCAAUUGCGACAACUUUUGCAGUUACACUCUGUAGGUGUUUGCGGUUGCGACAGAUUCAAAAGUGGUUCAAUAAGUGACGUUUUGAAAACAAUAGUUAAAAAGGAUGGGUACAGAGGGCUGCUGAGGGGUUGGGCUCCAAGGAUGCUUUUCCAUGCACCUGCAGCUGCUAUCUGCUGGUCUACCUACGAAGCCUCCAAAAACUUCUUCCACGAACUCAAUGAUAGCGCUAACAACAGUGGCACUAUCACUUGAACGGUGUUGAGGUGGGGAAGUCAUGGAUGGAAUCACAAUUUGAUACCGUAAUAAUGCUGUGUACAAGUAGUAGCAAGAUCUUAGGCUUCAGCAACAGAGGACAGUAAUCCAGACAUGGGGUAUCCCUUGCAACAGGCAACUAUAGGCAGAAGUAGAUUACAAAUCAAUUUGAUGAAUUUAGAGUUUACUUUUGACGAGGUCGAGAUUACGGUUUAUUAAUGUUGUACACGCCCAUGUAAUAAUCCUAUUGAGUUCUUUCAUUUUCCGGGUUUAUGGACUGGGUGAAAGCUCCGUGUAUCAUCAAUCUGCAUUUCUCUUUCGCCCUGCUUAAGUUUUGACCUUUUGGAGAUGUUCUUAUCUAUCAAAGUUUAAUUUGGUAGUUCUGUUUCUUGUAAUAGCUGAUGUUCUUGAAGUUGGCAAUUCUUGUAUACUCGCUUUAAUUGGAGCUUGUAGCAGCAUGUGCAAUAAAGAAAGCGAGCAUUUCCCGUUUGACAUGCAGUCUCUGCCUUUCGGAAGUUCUUGCAAA